AUGUCGAGCAAGGCCCCAUCGGUGCCGGCUCGCACGCCGGCCAAGACGCCCUCCUCUCAGAAGAAGGGGCCCACCGGUUCGGCUUCGGCUGGCAAGCAGCAGAGCAUAAUGAGCUUCUUCGGAAGGCCCUCAGCCACGCCUUCUUCUGCUGCUUCCAAGUCCAAAGCCGCCGCUCCCCAAUCCUCUCCGGUCCCGUGUCUGAAGGAGACAACCAAGUCCAACUCCCUGCCCAGGCCGAGGGCUGCCAACAUCACCCCCAUCCCCAGCAGCGAUGCCGUUGACCCUCCCAGCUCGCAGGAGAACAUGGACUCCACCGUAACCAAGGUACGAUCUGCCGCCGCCGCUGCCGCCGGCCUGCCGUCGCCCGUCACUCCCGCUGAGGCUUUGGUGAAGCAGACUAGGACCACUUCCCGGCCGUUUAUGAGUAGUAGCCCCACGCGAAAGGCUCGGAAGGCGGUGAAUUACGCUGAGUCUGAUGACGAAGAUGAAGACCCGUUUCAGCGCAUCCAGACCUCCCGUGCGCGGCGGAAGACUAGAGCCCUCCCCACCGUCUCGGAUGACGAGGAUGACUACAAGGAGGAGGCGGGUAAUGUCGCUGAUGCGGCGGAUGAGGACGACAUCGACGAUUUCAUAGUAUCGGAUGACUCUGAUGCUCAGUCCAGGCCCAAGAAGCGAAAGCGAGCCGAGUCCAAGCCCCAGCCACGAAAGAGGGCCUCCCCAGUCUCGAAGCGUGUGCAGACAGACGCCAGCCCCGAUAUCGACCUUGACAUUGAUAUGGACGACGUACCGUCUACCGCAGCCACUUGUAUGAAGUGGGCGUUUGACGAGAAUGCUGAGGUUCAGGAGUGUCCCGUCAAAGCACCCGCCGCAAGAGCUGGUGGCGGCAGCGGCAAGUUUUCCGCCUUUGAAAAGCAGUACUGGGAGAUCAAGCACAAGCUCUGGGACACCAUUGUCUUCUUCAAGAAGGGCAAGUUCUAUGAGCUUUACGAGAAUGAUGCCACCAUUGGCCAUCAGCUAUUCGACCUCAAGCUCACCGACCGCGUCAACAUGCGCAUGGUCGGUGUGCCGGAAAGCUCACUGGACAUGUGGGUGAACCAGUUCGUGGCCAAGGGCUACAAAGUAGCCAGAGUCGAUCAGAUGGAGUCCGCUCUUGGCAAGGAGAUGCGAGAGCGCGACGGCGGUGCCAAGGCUGCCAAGCCCGACAAGAUUAUCAGGCGUGAGCUUGCCUGCGUUCUGACCGGUGGAACGCUUGUUGAUGGCAGUAUGCUUCAGGAUGACAUGGCUACCUAUUGCGCCGCCAUCAAGGAGUCCAUCAUUGAUGGCAAGCCGGCUUUUGGCAUUGCCUUCGUUGAUGCCGCGACGGGUCGUUUCGCCAUUUCUGAAUUCGAGGACGACAUCGAUAUGACUAAGUUUGAGACCUUUGUUGCCCAGACUAGUCCUCGCGAGCUCAUUAUUGAAAAGUCACAUAUUUCCACCCGAGCCUUGCGCAUCCUCAAAAAUAGCACAUCUCCUACCACCAUCUGGAACUACCGCAAGGCUGGCACCGAGUUCUGGGACGCGUAUAGCACACGCAAGGAACUUGACAGCGGCGAGUAUUUUAGCCAGGCGGAUGGCCUUUGGCCCGAGACGCUGCAAGAGCUCAAGGACAAGGACCUCGCCUUGUCUGCUCUGGGCGCACUAAUCCAGUAUCUGCGAAGCUUGAAGCUCGAACAGAGCCUCAUCUCCCAGGGCAACUUUGAACACUACAACCCCAUUCAGCGCAACGGCACCCUCAUCUUGGACGGCCAAACCUUGAUUAAUCUCGAAAUCUUUGCCAACAACGUCGACGGCGGUACCGAGGGCACCUUGUUCGGUCUCCUCAACCGCUGCGUUACCCCCUUUGGCAAGCGACUCUUCCGGCAGUGGGUAUGCCACCCUUUGUGCAACAUUGAGAAAAUUAACGAGCGCCUGGACGCCGUUGAUAUGCUCAACGCCGACCGUAGCCUCCGAGAUCAGUUCACCUCUCAGAUGACUAAGAUGCCAGACCUGGAGCGGCUGAUCUCGCGAGUCCACGCCGGCUCCAUCCGCGCCGACGAUUUCGUCAAGGUGUUGGAAGGCUUUGAGCAGAUUGAAUACACCAUGAGCCUCCUCGGCGCGUUCCGCGGAGGCAGCGGCAUCGUGGACCGACUCAUCAAGGGCAUGCCGAACCUUACGGAACCCCUGACGUACUGGAACUCGGCGUUCAAGCGGGACCUUGCCAAGUCAGACAAGAUGCUAGUCCCGGAGCGCGGGAUCGAUGAGGACUAUGACGCGAGCCAAGAGACCAUCACCGAGAUCAAGGAGCGCCUCUCUUCACUGCUGGAGGAGAAGAAGAAGGAACUCAAGUGCAGGAACCUCAAGUUUACCGAUAUCGGCAAGGAGAUUUACCAGAUCGAGGCGCCCAAGGCUCAAAAGGUGCCUUCCAACUGGCGGCAAAUGUCUGCAACCUCGAGCGUCAAGCGUUACUAUUUCACCCAACUGACCGACCUCGUGCGCGAGCUCCAGGAGGCGGAGGAGACGCACUCGCAGAUCAUCAAGGAGACGGCAUCGCGGUUCUUUGUUCGAUUCGAUGAAGACUACAACACGUGGCUGCUGGCCGUGCGCAUCAUGGCGCAACUCGAUUGCUUAGUGGGAUUGGCAAGGGCCUCGUCGUUUAUCGGCCAGCCCAGCUGCAGGCCCGAGUUCAUCGAGAGCGAGAGGAGUGUGGUAGACUUUAGCGAGCUACGCCACCCGUGCAUGCAGACGACGGUGACGGACUUUAUUCCCAACGAUGUCAAGCUCGGAGGCGACACGGCCAACAUCAGCCUGCUCACUGGUGCCAACGCUGCGGGUAAGUCGACCGUGCUUCGCAUGUCAUGCGUCGCCGUCAUCAUGGCGCAGGUAGGCUGCUACGUGCCUGCCGUCAGCGCGCGACUCACGCCUGUCGACCGUAUCAUGUCGCGUCUCGGCGCCAACGACAACAUCUUUGCCGCGCAGUCCACCUUUUUCGUGGAGCUGUCCGAGACCAAGAAGAUCCUUUCCGAGGCAACGCCCCGCUCGCUCGUCAUCCUCGAUGAGCUCGGCCGUGGCACGUCUUCGUACGACGGCGUCGCGGUGGCGCAAGCGAUCCGGCCGCGCCGCAUGCAGAUCCACGUGGACGAUGAGGAGCGCCGCGUCACGUUCCUGUACCGACUUGAGGACGGCGUGGCAGAGGGCAGCUUCGGUAUGCACUGCGCGUCCAUGUGCGGAAUUCCCGCGCGCGUAGUUGAGAGUGCCGAAGUGGCGGCCAAGGAGUGGGAGCACACCAGCCGGCUCAAGGAGAGCCUCGACAAGGCCAAGCAGGGAUGCUACGUGCCACUCGGCGUGCUGAGCGACGUGGCGAGUGUGCUGAGGGCGGACGGGGACGUUGGCAAGCUCGGUCUCCAAGUGCUUCUCAAGGCGAUUGAAGGACUUUGA
Molecule: messenger RNA, 3453 nt
Organism: Parascedosporium putredinis
Lineage: Eukaryota; Fungi; Ascomycota; Sordariomycetes; Microascales; Microascaceae
Source: the annotation of a GenBank genome assembly